AUGGAUAAUAAGUUUUAUUCAGAUUUUGGCCAUCUUUCUAUAAGAGCAUCCAAUUAUACAGCUACUCAUUUUACUGAUUUCCUACUGACUGGAGUCCCAGGAUUAGAAGAUUUCCAAAUCUGGAUCUCAAUCCCUUUCAGUUUUAUGUACCUUUUGGCUGUGAUAGGAAAUGGUCUAGUUAUGGCAGUGGUGGCCUGGGACAGGAACCUCCAUGAACCCAUGUAUCUCUUUCUUGCCAUGCUGGCACUCAAUGAUGUCUUCCUUUGCACUGUCACAGUGCCCAAAAUGCUGGUUAUCUUCUGGCUCGGUCCCUCCCCAUCAACUUUUGCUGCCUGUCUUACACAGAUGUUCUUUGUCCAUGCUCUAUUCCUCUCUGAAUCUGCGGUUCUGCUGGCCAUGGCUUUUGAUCGCUACGUGGCUAUCUGUGCACCACUUCAUUAUGCAACUCUACUUACGAGCUCUCUCAUUGGCAAAGUGGGACUCGCUCUGAUGGCUCGGAGCGUAGUUGUGGUCGUCCCAGGAGUCCUCCUUAUUCUCCGUUUGCACUUCUGCAGGAGCAACGUUAUUCACCAUACCUACUGUGAGAACAUGGGCAUUGCCAAGUUGGCCUGCAAUAGCUUUACUGCCAAUAGCAUUUAUGGACUCACUGCCGCUUUCCUCACCACAGGGCUGGAUUUUGUGUUCAUCUCAAUAUCCUACUGGUUAAUCCUGAGAACGGUCUUCCGACUGCCUUCUAAAGAAGCUCGCGCAAAGGCCUUUGGAACCUGUGGAGCUCAUAUAUGUGUAAUCUUAAUAUUCUAUACACUGGCCUUCUUUUCUUUUUUUACCCAUCGCUUUGGGACUCGUGUACCCAGGCAUACCCUUAUUCUCCUGGCAAACCUCUACUUACUAAUACCACCUACCAUGAAUCCCAUUGUUUAUGGCGUAAAGACAAAAGAGAUAAGGAUGAGAGUUUUAGGGUUCUGCAACAAACCAAAAUAA
This is a messenger RNA of Sorex araneus (European shrew), 981 nucleotides long. Its product is annotated as olfactory receptor 52Z1P-like. Gene Ontology annotation, biological process: G protein-coupled receptor signaling pathway. Lineage: Eukaryota; Metazoa; Chordata; Mammalia; Eulipotyphla; Soricidae. Gene Ontology annotation, cellular component: membrane. Gene Ontology annotation, molecular function: G protein-coupled receptor activity; olfactory receptor activity. The record is from RefSeq and is a predicted model, not a curated record. The coding region runs from base 1 to 981 and encodes 326 amino acids. The transcript has 2 exons.